Messenger RNA from Megalopta genalis, 1714 nucleotides. NCBI's taxonomy places the organism in Eukaryota, Metazoa, Arthropoda, Insecta, Hymenoptera, Halictidae. The record is from RefSeq and is a predicted model, not a curated record.
UCAGCGUUGCUGCAUAUGUGUACAAUAUAUAUACAUGCACAUAAAUACAUAGCACCAAAGGUGCAUCUUCACUAAUGUAUAGUUCACAGGCAUUAUAUAUAUUUAUGAACAGCUCACAAACUUUUUAUACAUAACUACAUUAUAUGUACAUACCUUGCUUUAUGAAAUGUUCGCAAACAGUAUGCGAAUAAAUACGAGAAUAGAUGAUUUGUAGGAAAUUUGUUUCCCAUACAUAAUUUAUUAUUUUUUAAGUUUCUUGCACGGUGUUACACACUGUGGUUUAGCAUCACACUGAAACACAGAAUCCGGUCUGUAUAUUUUUCUUCAGUGCAUUCAGUAUUUCAUGAAUGUAACCAUGGUAACAAAUGAAAUCAUGAACAAUAUGUUUAGUAUUAUCUUCUGUGUUUUAUUAUUAACCAGAUUUCACAAGGUAUAUUGUGAAGAUUUAGAUAUUGAUACUAAUGGGUAUAUUGUUUACUGUCCAUGUAUGGGAAGAUUUGGAAAUCAAGCAGAUCACUUUCUAGGUGCUUUAGGAUUUGCUAAAGCAAUAAAUCGUACUCUGGUUUUACCACCAUGGGUUGAAUAUAGGACAGGAGAGACUAGAUCUAUACAAGUUCCUUUUGAUACAUAUUUUAAUGUCUCCCAAGUCCAAAGUUGCCAUAAAGCAAUGUUAAUGGAAACUUUUAUGAAAGAUAUUGCUCCAAGAAUAUGGCAACCUAAGGAAAGAGUAUCUUUUUGUUAUUCUGCACGGGGUAAAGGAGACUCGUGUAAUGCUAAAGAGGGAAAUCCAUUUGGACCUUUUUGGGACACUUACAACAUUGAUUUCGUGAAAUCAGAAUUUUAUGGCCCAUUUCACUAUGAUGUUUAUCAUACAGAUAUAGCUAUACAGUGGAAGAAAAAAUAUCCUGCUAUAAGUUGGCCAGUAUUGGCAUUUACUGGUGCACCUGCUAGCUUUCCUAUUCAGCUAGAAAAUAAACAAUUGCAGAAAUGUCUUCAAUGGAAUACAGAAAUGCUUGAUAAAGCAAAAGCAUUUAUAAAACAAACUUUACCAAAAGGGGCUUUCAUAGGAAUUCAUUUACGUAAUGGGAUUGAUUGGGUUCGUGCUUGUGAAUUUAUAUCCAGUACGCCAAAUCUAUUUGCUGCACCUCAAUGUCUUGGUUAUCGAAAUGAAAGAGGGAAAGCAACUUCUGCUAUGUGUCUACCAUCAUUUGAAGUAAUAAUACGUCAUAUUAAACGUGUGAUUCGCAAUGGUAAUGACAUCAAGUCAGUAUUUGUGUCAUCUGAUAAUAAUUAUAUGAUCAAAGAACUUGCAAAAGCUCUGGCACGUACGGAGGUGUUAGUUUUUAAACAGGAAUUACCUGCAUCUCCCCAUUUAGAUUUAGCAAUUCUUGGAAGGGCAAAUUACUUUAUAGGAAACUGUAUCUCUUCUUUCUCAGCUUUUGUUGCAAGAGAAAGAGAAGUAAAGGGAUAUCCUACAUUCUUUUUGGGCUUCCCCACCGAAAGAUCAUCUUCCACUAAUCAUGAAGAAUUGUAGCAAAAAAAGACUUGCAAUUAUUUUGUGAUAUAUUCUUUCUACCGAAGUAUAUUAAGCAGCAGGCAAUAAAGUGAAAUUUAUAUGACUUUGAACUUUUACUACAUAUAAGAAUAAAUAUGCUUGUUAUUUAAAAGCGUAGAACGAAUAUAUAAAUAAAAAUGACAAUUUGGUUGGACGAAA